Messenger RNA from Pantherophis guttatus, 1256 nucleotides. RefSeq names its product cyclin dependent kinase 1 (gene CDK1). The record is from RefSeq and is a predicted model, not a curated record. Gene Ontology annotation, biological process: G2/M transition of mitotic cell cycle; protein phosphorylation; mitotic G2 DNA damage checkpoint signaling. Gene Ontology annotation, molecular function: ATP binding; cyclin-dependent protein serine/threonine kinase activity. Gene Ontology annotation, cellular component: nucleus. Lineage: Eukaryota; Metazoa; Chordata; Lepidosauria; Squamata; Colubridae.
UCCGCCGGCGUUGCUCGCAGAGCGGCGGCUGCGGCAGCGGCGGCGCUUUCGGUCCGGAAGGCUCUUGCGCCGCGGAGGCACCGGCCGAGAGGAGCGCUGAAAUCCUUUGGAGUGAUGGACGACUACACCAAGAUAGAAAAGAUUGGUGAAGGAACGUAUGGCGUCGUGUACAAAGGCAAGCACAAGGCCACGGGCCAAGUGGUGGCCAUGAAGAAAAUCCGCCUGGAAAGCGAUGAAGAGGGUGUUCCCAGCACGGCCAUCAGGGAGGUUUCCCUGCUGAAAGAGCUACACCAUCCCAACAUUGUGUGUCUUCAGGAUGUGCUUAUGCAAGACUCAAGGCUUUACCUUAUCUUUGAAUUUCUUUCCAUGGAUCUCAAGAAAUACUUGGAUUCUAUCCCAUCGGGCCAAUAUUUAGAUCGCAUGCUCGUUAAGAGUUACUUGUACCAAAUCUUGCAAGGUAUCGUGUUCUGCCAUUCAAGAAGGGUCCUGCACAGAGACCUGAAACCCCAGAACUUGUUAAUUGAUGACAAUGGUGUGAUUAAACUAGCCGACUUCGGGCUGGCACGUGCUUUCGGCAUCCCCGUGCGUGUCUAUACACACGAGGUUGUAACCUUGUGGUACAGAUCCCCCGAGGUCUUGCUUGGUUCUGCUCGCUACUCUACCCCUGUAGAUAUAUGGAGCAUCGGGACCAUCUUUGCAGAAAUGGCCACCAAGAAGCCGCUGUUCCACGGGGAUUCAGAAAUCGACCAGCUCUUCCGGAUCUUCAGAGCAUUGGGGACCCCCAACAAUGACGUCUGGCCGGAAGUAGAAUCCUUGCAGGAUUACAAGAAUACCUUCCCCAAAUGGAAACCGAGCAGCCUGGCAUCCCACGUGAAGAAUUUGGAUGAUGAAGGCCUCGAUCUGCUCUCUAAAAUGUUGAUCUACGAUCCCGCAAAAAGGAUUUCUGGCCGUGUGGCCCUGAAUCACCCCUACUUUGAUGACCUGGACAAAUCGAAACUCCCAGCCAACCGGCUCAAGAAAUGCUAACUGUUGGUUUGUGGAGAAGCUGCUGCGGAUGUUUGCUGCGAGAGUAUGCAGAAAUUGUUGCUCUUGUUUUUUUAUAUAUGUCUGUCUUGAUCUGUUCUAAAAUUAUAGCCCUGUUUAGAGUCCCUGAUGUAAAAUCCUCCUCAAAUGUAAAUAUUAAGUGACUCAGUCCUCAAUAAAUUUGUGCACUGUUAAUUAUUCCCACCGUUAUAUAAAUAAAUCCUUCAAAACUA